AUGGGGUCCUCCGACGACAGCACAGAGCUGUUGACAGCUGAUAUCAUCCAUAUUCAGUCAGACGCUGACAAAAUCGAAUCGUCAAAAGACACCGCCGAACUGUUGAAAGCCCCAGCGCCAAGCUUGCCGUCGCUCUGGCUGUGGGACGAACAAGGCUUGAAAUUUUUCGAAGCCGUCACGUAUGCCACUGAGUACUACCUAACCAACUCCGAGAUUGAGCUCCUUAAGAAACGCAGUCAUCAGAUAGCGCAGAGGAUCGAACCUGAUUCCGUCAUUGUCGAGUUGGGAAGUGGGUGUCUCCGAAAGACAAAGAUUCUUCUGCAAGCGAUAGAUGACCUGAAUAAGUGUGUCGACUACUAUGCCCUGGACCUGUCUCGCUCAGAGCUUGAACGAACUUUACAGGAGGUAUCUGCUAGUACCUUCCAUCGCGUCCGGUGCCAUGGUCUAUUGGGAACGUAUGAUGAUGGAUUGGCAUGGUUGCAACAAUCCGAAAUUGCUUGGAGGGCCAGAGCGGUGCUCUCGCUGGGUUCAACUCUUGGGAGCUUAACCCGGACUGAAGCCGCGGAGUUUUUGGCUGGAUUCGCUAAAGCUGUCGAUCAUUCCGUGAAUGGAGCAACCCGAAGUGAGCCUCUGAUGGUCAUUGGUGUCGAUGGCUGCCAAAAAGGAGAGAAAGUGUGGCCUGCCUACAACGACGCUGAAUCUCGGAACGACCAGUUUAUCAAAGAUGCAUUGGAUUAUGCCAACCAGAUUUUGGGCAAGGGCAUUUUCGAUCAGGAUCAAUGGGACCGUCACGGCCAGUGGAAUGAAAAGAUUGGACGACAUGAACAGUCCCUGGUACCUCAGAAGGAUAUCUGGUUCGAGGAUCGUUGUCUCAAAGCUGGGGAAAGGGUCUUUGUUGUCUCAAGCCACAAAUAUGACCACGAUGAUCGACAACGCCGUUGGCAGGGUGCAGGUCUGUCGCUGAUGGAGGGAUGGCAGCACCAAGGAACCAAAUAUGGCGAGUUUUACUCAUGCUCUUCUGCGACUCGAGUACUCUGUUAA
Cladophialophora psammophila CBS 110553 is the source of this 1041-nucleotide messenger RNA. RefSeq lists its product as uncharacterized. Gene Ontology annotation, molecular function: methyltransferase activity. The coding region runs from base 1 to 1041 and encodes 346 amino acids. NCBI's taxonomy places the organism in Eukaryota, Fungi, Ascomycota, Eurotiomycetes, Chaetothyriales, Herpotrichiellaceae. The transcript has a single exon. The record is from RefSeq and is a predicted model, not a curated record.